CCAACUUUUUCUCCCGCUUUCAAAGUAACCAUGAACGCAGAGCUGGAUCAUCUCGUCCCCAUGGAUUUCAAAAACGCCGUUCAAGUUCCCGAUACCCACACCUGGGUCGACUCCCCCUGCAUCAACGACUCUUCUUCAAGCGACGAAUUUGUUCCGUUGAUUGAUCUUGAGGACCCGCAAGCGGUGGAGAAAAUAAAAAUGGCUUGUGAAAAUUGGGGUGUUUUUCAGGUGAGCAACCACGGCGUUCCAGUGGAGCUUCUUGGUGAAAUUGAGCAUCAGGCUCGCCGAUUCUUUGCAUUGCCGAGGGAGCAGAAGCUCCUCACUCUGCGCUCGCCGGACAGCCCCACCGGCUACGGCAUCAUCCCCAUUUCACGCAUUUUUAACAGUCUCAUGUGGAUGGAAGGAUUCACCAUGUCGGGAACGCCAGUGGAGCAUGCACGCCGGGUUUGGCCUCAAGAUUACUCUCCUUUCUGCACUGCGAUUGAUGAUUACCAAGAACAAAUGAUGGGCCUGGCUGUAAAGAUAACUUCUUUAAUAUUCAAAUCAUUGGGCCUAUCUGAUGAAGAUGUGGAAUGGUUUAACCGCAAAAGCACCGAAGCAUUCCUACAUUUGAACUCGUACCCGAAAUGCCCAGACCCAACCCGCGCAUUGGGCAUGGUCGCGCACACAGACUCAUCUCUUAUAACUUUACUAUACCAAAGCAACACCAAUAAAGGCCUCCAAGUGAUUGGGCCCAAUCACAAAUGGGUCGACGUCGAGCCCAUUGCCGAUGCAAUUGUCGUCAACGUCAGCGACUUGUUGCAGAUAACCUCUAAUGGACGGUUCAAAAGCGUGACACAUCGGGCCAUUGUGAGCGAGACCCAUCAUCGCAUCUCCAUCCCCUUUUUCUUCGGCCCAAAGAUUGAUGUUAACAUUUCAUCGCCACUUAAAUUGAUCAAGGCCGGUGAUUUUCCCAUGUAUCGGCCCAUAUCAUGGAAGGAGUACCGUGAGAUUAAGGGUGUGCACUUUGACAAGGCCUUGGAGGCGGUUCGUUUCAAUUCAGUCGUCGUUGAAAAAGACAAUGCCCAAUCGACUGGUAAUGAGGCAUCACUUGGUGGCAAAGUGGAAGCUUUAGAAGUGUAGAAAUUUGUUUUGUUAAGCGUUCUGCUAAUGGUGUGGCUCACUUAUUAACUAGGGAUGUUAGUUUGUUGUCAGGUUGUUGGGUUUGGUUUAAUUCUAGUUC
This is a messenger RNA of Ipomoea nil (Japanese morning glory), 1222 nucleotides long. Its product is annotated as gibberellin 3-beta-dioxygenase 1-like. The transcript is spliced from 2 exons. The record is from RefSeq and is a predicted model, not a curated record. Gene Ontology annotation, biological process: response to light stimulus; gibberellin biosynthetic process. NCBI's taxonomy places the organism in Eukaryota, Viridiplantae, Streptophyta, Magnoliopsida, Solanales, Convolvulaceae. Gene Ontology annotation, molecular function: gibberellin 3-beta-dioxygenase activity. The coding region runs from base 31 to 1122 and encodes 363 amino acids.